Molecule: messenger RNA, 780 nt
Organism: Penicillium longicatenatum
Lineage: Eukaryota; Fungi; Ascomycota; Eurotiomycetes; Eurotiales; Aspergillaceae
Gene: fgaDH
Product: chanoclavine-I dehydrogenase easD
Exons: 2
Coding region: 1-780 (259 amino acids)
Source: RefSeq, a predicted model, not a curated record
AUGACUUCGAAGGUAAUUGCCAUCACAGGCGGGGCGUCUGGUAUUGGUGCUGCCACAGCUCGCCUCAUUGCCGAGCGUGGAGCUUCAGCAAUUUGUGUGGGUGAUCUCUCAUCGCACCUCUUUGACGACUUGAAAGAAUCUAUUCAAGAAAUCAAUCCGUCGACUCGAGUGCACUGCACCGUUUUGGAUGUGACACAAUCCGUCGAGGUUGAAAAAUGGAUUCAAGAAAUUGUGGAUUUGUUCGGAGAUAUCCAUGGUGCAGCCAACAUCGCCGGUAUUGCCCAAGGAGAGGGUAUCCGGAAAUCGCAACCCAAUAUUCUCCAUGAGACAGAUGAGGAAUGGGCAAAAAUCUUUCGAACAAAUCUUGACGGGGUAUUUUAUUCGACAAGGGCCCAAGUGAGAGCCAUGAAAACUCUGGAAAAGGCCGAUCGAAGUAUCGUCAAUGUUGGAAGCAUCGCCGGCAUGUUUCAUGUCCCCGACGUCUAUGCCUACGGGACAUCAAAAGGUGCAUGUGCUUAUUUCACCAAAUGUGUCGCGAAAGACGUGAUUGACUUUGGAGUGCGCGUGAACAAUGUCUCUCCAGGAAUUACGAGAACUCCACUGCUGCCUCAAUUUAACCCCUCCGCAAAAUCCAUAGAUGAGAUUGAAAGGAUGUAUAAAAAGGACGGAUUCAUGCUUUUGCAGCCGGAAGAUAUUGCCCGGACUAUUGCCUGGCUACUGAGUGACGACUCUAAACCGGUGUAUGGUGCAGACCUCAAUGUUGGAGCUCCCCCACCAUGA